Messenger RNA from Hibiscus syriacus, 624 nucleotides. RefSeq names its product xyloglucan endotransglucosylase/hydrolase protein 9-like. The transcript has 4 exons. Gene Ontology annotation, molecular function: hydrolase activity, hydrolyzing O-glycosyl compounds. Lineage: Eukaryota; Viridiplantae; Streptophyta; Magnoliopsida; Malvales; Malvaceae. Gene Ontology annotation, biological process: carbohydrate metabolic process. The record is from RefSeq and is a predicted model, not a curated record. The coding region runs from base 1 to 624 and encodes 207 amino acids.
AUGACUUCAAAUAUAUCUCAGCUGCUUGAGAUUGCAAUAUUUGUGCUCGGAUUUUAUUCAAUGAAUUCUGACUUAGCAGCAUGUUCUAACUUUAGUGAAGUCUUUGACUUCAAGUGGGCUCCCCAUCAUAUUAUCUCAGAAGGAGACCAGAUAAAGUUAAUUCUGGACAAUAUUUCAGGUUGUGGAUUUGAGUCUAAGAAGAAAUAUUUGUUUGGGCAAGCAAGAGUGCAGAUCAAACUAAUUGAAGGAGACUCGGCUGGAACCGUCACUGCCUUUUAUAUGUUGUCGGAAGGGCCUAAUCAUGACGAACUGGACUUGGAGUUUCUCGGCAAUGUAUCGAGUGAGCCGUACCUUGUUCAAACUAAUAUUUACGUCAGUGGCACCGGCAAUCGAGAGCAAAGGCAUACUCUUUGGUUUGAUCCCACACUUGAUUUCCACACCAACUCUUUUUUCUGGAAUCGCCAUUGCAUCGUGUUUCUUGUUGAUAGAAUUCCCAUACGGGUUUUCACUAACAAAGAAGAAAACGGUGUGCCGUUUCCAAGAAACCAAUCAAUGAGCAUCCGAGGGUCGGUGUGGAAUGCCGAUGAUUGGGCCACGCAAGGGGGGCGAGUGAAGACCAACUAG